CGAGAGCCCACACCGAACAGCCACAAGUCGCCCCGCCAGUGAAUUCGAGCCGAGUCGCGCGUCAGAAUAACAGCGCACGUGACAGCAACGACUCCGAGGGGGAGGAAGAAGAAGAAGAAGAAGAAGAGAUCGAGAGAAUGCGCCGCCAGAACAGUCAGACUGCGUGGCACGAUUCCAUGCCAGAUGUGACUGGACUAUCAUCUCCUAUGUUGCUCACCGAUGUGGAGGAUAACCCAGGUAUUGGACUUCCGCUGGAACUACCGCCCAUCGUUGAAGACAUAACGGAGCCAAAUAUAGAUGCAGGAGAGACAGCAAAGAGAAGUGCGACUGCUCCAGUGCAAUGCCGGUCGCUUGCGAUAUCUAGCAAAGAUACGUCCGAGUAUAACAUUACUGCUCAGUUUCAAGUUCUUAAAAACCUCGGCGACACCAUCGCUAGUCGCGCAAAAGAGCAUCUUGAUUUCUCUAACUCCCACCUUGCCACUUACAUAACGAAGAAGGCAGACCUCGCCACAUUAAACAUCAGCCUCCGGGCGAAAACGAGUGAACUCGAACAACUGCCGACGGUCGAUGGACUACUAACUGAAGGAGACAUGUUUGCUAACAAGUCCGCCUCUGUCAGCCUUUUUUCGCAAUACGCCAAGGAAAUGGGAGAUCUGUUACAAAAAAUGAGGCAAACGACUCGCGUAGAGGAGAAAUCUCUCAACCAUCGGAUCAAUACGCUCAAAGUCGAGUUAUCGGACUGCCAAACAAAUCUCAAAUUGGCCGGUACAUUCGCGUUACAAAGCGUGGACGAUGCACGCCGAGAAAUCAGCGAGCUUGAGGCCAGCGCUUGUGCAGCAGAGAAACUUGUGGAGCACUUCCGCAAGAAUGCUCGCGUGAACAGAGAUAGACUUAUGGCGUUAGAAGUAACGCCUGAGCUCGCAGAGGCGAAAGCUGCGACAUCCGAAACCUGAAAUUCGUUGUUCGCCCGGAUACUUCUUUGUUACGAUCAUUUUCUCAACCUCCUUUAUCUAGUAAUACUUCUUAUAUACUUGGGAGCUCUGCCCAUCAGAGUGUUGGCCGAUAUUUUCUUUUCUUUCCUAUGUAACAUUGCCAUGUUCGUGCACGUUAAUCAUUGAACUUGGCUUUCAAGAGAUAAUACAGUUGGAGAAUUGCCGGUGAUUCUGGCUUGAAUAAUAAAUAAGCGGUAGGCGUGGCCACGGCAUGCGUCCCUCCCUCAGUAAGUACUCUAGCCACCGUAUAGAUGUACUAAGAUGAUAUAACGGCAGAGAGAUGGCACAAUUGCAUUAUGGC
Pseudovirgaria hyperparasitica is the source of this 1293-nucleotide messenger RNA. RefSeq lists its product as uncharacterized. Lineage: Eukaryota; Fungi; Ascomycota; Dothideomycetes; Acrospermales; Acrospermaceae. The transcript is spliced from 2 exons. The record is from RefSeq and is a predicted model, not a curated record. Bases 138 to 953 code for a protein of 271 amino acids.